AUGAUGGAGAAGAUAAAGCCUGAAGAGCCGCACACUUCCCCGGAGCCCCUCCCUAGUGCCUCACCUCCACCGUGUGUGUCUGAUGAGAAAGAUGCCCCCGACUGCAUGGAGACGGCUACAUCGACCAAUGUGCGCAUUGAACCCGUUGACAUGGAGACGGAGGAGCAUCAAGGAGUCCCAGCAAUGAUUGUUUCUCCCACUGAAUCGCCAAAACUUGCCUCUCCCCCACCUCUUCUCCCAGCGAAGAACAACAUGGGGCAGGUCCCUCCAUCGUCUGCUACAACUUCUUCGUCUUCCUCAUUGUCCUCUCCUCUUCCUUCGCACAUUCCUGUCAUCAGUCUGGCCCACAGCAAGCCCCCUCUGGCCAUUUCCAACCCGCUGCUGACCGCCCUCCACCCGAUUCCCAGAAAGCAUCCUCACCUGGAGCUGCGUCGCACUCAGCUGGCCUGUUUGCCCGUCAGCGGUUCUGGGGGCUCUGCGAACACUGGGGGUCCAUCAGGGCUGGCUCAGACGUACCUGCAGCCAGCUCAUCCUUUCUUCUCAAGCUCUUUCUUGGGUGCCUCUGGUGGAGGAUAUGGCGUCAUCACAAGCGGUCGAGUUAAAAGAAGACCUUCGUCACACUUUGAGAUGGAGAUCAAUGAUUGUCCUCCUCAGAAAAUUGCUCGCCGUGUCUUCACCAACAGCCGCGAGCGCUGGCGUCAACAGAACGUGAACGGCGCCUUCUCAGAACUGAGGAAGCUAAUCCCCACUCAUCCGCCUGACAAGAAGCUGAGCAAGAACGAGAUCCUGCGUCUGGCCGUCAAGUACAUCAACUUUCUGGUCACCCUGCUGGACGACCAGGCCCAAGACGGGAGCAGGGACUCAGACGAAGAGGACUCACAGAAGAUGGACUUAUCCAGCACGGACAACAAACUUGAACCACUAUUUCCAUGUGACACUCCUCCUCCAUCCCAAGGCGCAUCUCCGCCUUCAUCUUGUCCCGGGGUGACGAGGUCUAGCCACCAGAAACGAGACUCCACAGAUUCAGUGACUCUACUGGGAGCCUCGCCGACAAGCUCCAGUUGCGACAGCGACAUGAACAGCGAGGACAGCUAUGGGGCAAAAGCCUCUGUGGUGACGCAUAGUACUUUGGGCAAUGUCAAGGGUCAGAUAAGGAUGGUGGCAGCUACACAAGAUGAGCGGUGA
Nerophis lumbriciformis (worm pipefish) is the source of this 1185-nucleotide messenger RNA. The record is from RefSeq and is a predicted model, not a curated record. Lineage: Eukaryota; Metazoa; Chordata; Actinopteri; Syngnathiformes; Syngnathidae.